AUCCUCAACGCACAUCACUACCUCAGGAUCAUCACCUUUCUUCCCAACAUCAUUAGCCUCCCUAAACAAAAACCGCUACAAUGCAGUUCUCGACUCUCUUUACCUGCUUGGUUGCUGCCGUCAGCAUCAACGCCGCUCCUACCUCCAUCAGCAAGCGUCGCUCCGACAUUCCCCUCUUGUUCUACUCUGGCGACAAGUGCAACACUGCCAUUUCCAAGGGCGUCACAACUAUAUACCUCCCCACGGACGGCAAGUGCUUCGGCACCUCCCCCAUCUUCAGCGGAAACACAGAUUCUGCCAUCAUUGACAAGUCGGUCGUAAGCUCGCUACCUACGGGUUGCUCCAUCGUUCUGUACACCGACAACCUUUGCACAAGCACGAAGACGAUUACCAUCACUUCUACCACCAAGUGCAACACCUUUGGCGCUGGUGUGCCUAUCUUUGGUGCCAAGACGGUGGGCAACUGCACUUAAACGGUCACGGGCUUGCAUGAGAGGUUGGAAUGAUGGAAGUGUCCGCUCGAAAGCCAACUCUAAAGCGAAGACGACGUCCGAGCCCAACAUUCCGACGAUGAUGACAUGCCAAAAACUCCAACGAUGACGAGAUGCCGAAAAAAAGUGUAAUGAUCAUGACUUGCGUGGGCUCCCCACAAAAAAGAUCGCCCACGUACUGAAUAAAAAUCUAAUUAUAAUACAAUAACGUCUCUUGUAUCAA
Pyrenophora tritici-repentis Pt-1C-BFP is the source of this 714-nucleotide messenger RNA. RefSeq lists its product as uncharacterized. The record is from RefSeq and is a predicted model, not a curated record. Lineage: Eukaryota; Fungi; Ascomycota; Dothideomycetes; Pleosporales; Pleosporaceae.